Molecule: messenger RNA, 2821 nt
Organism: Carassius gibelio (silver crucian carp)
Lineage: Eukaryota; Metazoa; Chordata; Actinopteri; Cypriniformes; Cyprinidae
Gene: pip5k1bb
Product: phosphatidylinositol-4-phosphate 5-kinase, type I, beta b
Exons: 15
Coding region: 293-1897 (534 amino acids)
Biological process (GO): phosphatidylinositol metabolic process
Molecular function (GO): phosphatidylinositol kinase activity
Source: RefSeq, a predicted model, not a curated record
GUCUUCAUUAUCGAUUCCACAAAGUAGAGGGACACUGAGUACACUUACCUCUAGUGAGCGAAGCACUACAAGUCUCGCAAUAUCAGUGUGUACUCAAAUCUCUCUGUCUGAAGGCAAGACAGACCCCCACCCUAAAAGACAUAUAGACAGCCACUGCCACACACCUAUGCUCUGGCUGACAGGAAGAACAGAGAUUCUGACCCUGACCUCUGCUUUCCAUCCAGUCCACAUGACUGAGCCACGCAGGAGCGCUGAACAGCAGACCAGCACCUGUGUUCUCAGUUAAAACAAGAUGUCAUCCGCCAAUGAGAAUGGAGUCAGCGGGUCUAGCAAUAACCGUAGAGAGAAAACAUACAAAAAGACUACUUCAUCUGCCCUAAAAGGAGCUAUCCAGCUUGGCAUUGGUUACACCGUGGGGAAUCUGACCUCAAAACCUGACCGAGAUGUGCUCAUGCAGGACUUCUAUGUGGUGGAGAGUGUGUUUUUACCCAGCAAAUCCUUUCACUUUUGCAGUGAGGGGAGCAACCUGACUCCAGCGCAUCAUUAUCCAGACUUCCGUUUCAAGACGUACGCACCGCUGGCUUUCCGCUACUUCCGGGAGCUGUUUGGGAUCAAGCCAGAUGAUUACUUGUAUUCCAUUUGUAAAGAGCCCCUGAUUGAGCUGUCUAAUCCGGGCGCCAGCGGCUCGCUCUUCUACCUGACCAGCGAUGAUGAAUUCAUCAUCAAAACCGUCCAGCACAAGGAGGCAGAGUUCCUGCAAAAACUGCUUCCAGGAUACUACAUGAACCUCAACCAGAACCCAAGGACUCUCCUCCCCAAGUUCUACGGCCUGUACUGUAUUCAAUCUGGAGGAAUCAACAUUCGUCUUGUGGUUAUGAACAAUGUUCUGCCUCGGUCUUUAAAGAUGCACUACAAAUAUGACCUGAAAGGCUCCACGUACAAGAGACAGGCGUCACGAAAAGAGCGGGAAAAGGCCUGCCCCACAUAUAAAGACCUAGACUUUGUGGACAUGCAUGAUGGCUUGUACUUUGACACAGAGACAUAUAACGCCCUGAUGAAGACGCUACAGCGAGACUGCCGGGUUCUGGAGAGUUUUAAGAUCAUGGACUACAGUCUGCUGUUGGGGGUGCACGUUCUGGACCAGAGUCACAGAGAAGGAGACGUCAACAUUGUGGACGGGAAGAGGACUGUGGGACAGAAAGUUCUUUACUCCACCGCCAUGGAGUCAAUUCAGGGAGACGGCAAAGCAGCCGAGGCUUUGACUACCGAUGACACAAUGGGAGGCAUUCCUGCAAAAACACACAGGGAUGAGAAACUACUUAUAUUUCUAGGCAUUAUCGACAUCUUGCAGUCUUACAGAUUCAUGAAGAAGCUGGAGCACUCCUGGAAGGCACUCGUCUAUGAUGGUGAUACGGUGUCUGUGCACAGACCGAGUUUCUAUGCAAACAGAUUUCUCAAGUUCAUGAGCUCCAGAGUAUUCAGAAAGAUUCAGCCAAAUCGUUUCUCCCCGAGCAAGAGGGCGCGGAGCUCCAUAUCAGCGCUGAAGUGCUCUUCUCAAGAGGUGCUGUCCUCACAGAAGGAGGAGAAGGCCGAGGAGAGGACGGACAGACUCGGAGGAGCCCGUAGUCUUGCCAGUCUGGAUGGACAAGUGUACUGGUCCUAUAACCGUCCUGACCUGGUCCCUCAGACUCCUUACCCCUAUGAAGCCUCUUCCUUGAGCCACACCCUCUCCCCACCCUCUAUUUAUGUCACCGAUGGGUACCGGGAGGCCAGAUCGAACGAAAGAUGUGCCUGCUCAACAUUUACAUUGGAGGACAGCGGCAUCUGUCUGACAUCGGAGCAAAGCACCAUGGACAUAGACAGAGAUGACGACUCGGUGCUGGAUGUCUACUUUUAAGGACCAAAAUGAGAUGACCUCCCCAUCACCUGCUUCUGCAGUCCUCCAGAUCCUCAUGUGCCGAGAGCGCCACCUGCUGCCAAACAAAGAAAACAUUCGCCAAUACAACAUCAGCAAACAUCGGAUCACAGUGCUAAACAUUUCCUCUGUUUGGAGGGAAACUGGCUACAAGAGUUCAGAUUCAUGGACAUCUGUAACCAGAUGCUGAUUCAGCUUUUGUAGCCCUUACAUUACAGCCAGCUCUGGGCGCUGACUGAAGACAGACGUCACAUCACGCCAUUCAUUGUUUUGGAAACAUGCAAUAAUUACGCUCCUUUGAUAUGCAAAGAUGGUUUAUAACGGCUAUCUUCUUUACCUCUUAAAGGAUCUAGUCUUUAGUGAUGCAUUGCGUGGCGAUUCAAACUCUAUGGAACCGAGCUUUGUGCAGUUUUCAUACAUUAUACAAGUGUGUGUUAUCGUAGUUCUCCCCACUGGAGUAAUAAUCCUGACGUUUUCUUUCCAAGCCAACACAGUUUCUAGGAAACAACAGAUGUUCUCAGACAUCUCUGUAAAUGAACUGUAAAUGUAGGAGUGUCUUUCACUGUGUAACGUCAGUCAUGCUCAGAUUUACACUGGUACAUCAGCUCCUGAUAAUCAAGAGUGGGAUUUGCAUUGGCAGUGUGCAUUAUUUACGUGUAUCCAGAUGCCAGAAUGAUUUUAUGUGCUAAAAUGCAGUCAGUCUUUCAAGUGGGGACGGGUGAGUUUCAUACACGCAUAUACAAUCUCUCAGGAGAUCCUUUUCCUAGAGCUGUCCAAAUGAUUGCUUGAUGUUAGAUGCUAGUGCACUUCUGAUUUGAAAUGCCAUGUCAGAACCGUCUUUUGAAUAUUAUUGCACAUUUUAUUUGUUUUAAGGCCAUAAUUUAUUAAAUCAUUAUUAUAAAUGAA